Cyphomyrmex costatus is the source of this 1299-nucleotide messenger RNA. RefSeq lists its product as uncharacterized. Gene Ontology annotation, cellular component: neuronal cell body; dendrite; axon. The transcript is spliced from 4 exons. Lineage: Eukaryota; Metazoa; Arthropoda; Insecta; Hymenoptera; Formicidae. Bases 1 to 1299 code for a protein of 432 amino acids. The record is from RefSeq and is a predicted model, not a curated record. Gene Ontology annotation, biological process: chemosensory behavior; male courtship behavior; sensory perception of taste.
AUGAGGUGUAACUCACUUAAAGUGACAGGAUUUUGUCCGCGGGCGGUAUGGGUCGGUGGAACGUCCUUAUGUCAGCGAAGUAUGAAAUUUCAAAAAUGUGUUAUGUGCAAAAUGUGGAAAAAAUCGCAGCUGUUCCAUGCUACGGACUUUCAAUCGCUUAUGUAUCCCUGCUUCACCUUUUGCCGCAUACUUGGAAUAUUUCCAUAUCGCAUCAACGCUUCAACUUUUGAAACGACAAAACAGCGCUGUGUUCUGACAACUGUCGUUACUUGUGUUUUCUGUAUUUAUGCACUAAUAAUGCUGUAUUGGAUUGACAUUUCUGAAGCAAUCAAGUAUAGGAACGUUCCUAUGCUUCUUGAACGCAAUUGUUUUUUUAUAUUAGGCGGCUUUAUCGUAGUUGUUACAUACAUUAUGAACGGUCCUCGGAUGCACUUACUCCAAAAUAUAAUAGAAAUCUCUUUGAGACUGUCUCCUGAUUCGUAUCGAAAGCUAUCUAGAUUGAUUCACACUAAAGAUAUUUUUGGUUUCUUUUUUGUAGUCGGACGAAUGGUAUUUUAUCAUUUUACAGUAGAUUUUGGUAACAUAGACACGAUUCUCGUACCGUACAUCACCUUGAUAAUAUUUCAAAUGGAUAUGUUGUAUAUGAAUUGUGUAUGCAUAUUAAAAGCUUGUUUUAAGAAAAUUAAUGAUAAUCUGACAAAUUUUCGAAAGCUCGUGGUGAACGACGAAUCACAUCUUUUGAGAAGAAUUUAUCACGAGCAAAGGAAUCCAUUCCUACUAAUGAAACUGAAAGCUUUGAAAAAAGAACAUUUGAUGAUCAGUGACGCAGUACACAUGUUGAAUACGAUUUUCAGUCUACAACUACUCGCUACUAUAGUUAUAACUUUUGCUGAGCUUACCUUUUAUCUAUAUUAUUUUAUAACAUUUUGGGGACUUGACAUGGGGAUAGAUCACGCGUUAUUUAAUGUAUUACUGGUAUCGUCUUUAACGUAUCAAUCCAUAAAAAUGUCAUUGAUUGGAUGGGUUUGUGAUACAGGCAAGGAUGAGGCCAUGAGAGUCGGUACCACUAUUCAUGAAAUACUGAACGACACUAUCGAUGAACAAAUCAAAGAUGAAUUGCAGCUAUUUUCCUUGCAAGUACUGCAACGAAAAAAUACAUUUUCCGCAAAAGGUCUUGUAUUAGACGCAACCCUUCUCGUUGCGAUAGUGAGUAACAUCACUACAUAUUUAUUAAUCUUAAUACAAUUUUUAAUUACCGAGAAAGUUUGCAAUGUAAAUAUUACAGGCAAUACCACAUAA